AUGAAGAUAGUCGCUCUUUCUAUGCUCUUUGCUGUGGCUUAUGCAAUUCAAAUCGAAAAAGAAGCUCGAGGCACUUAUAAAUAUGGUUUGGUUAAGGAAGUGUUGAAAAAUGACGACAAUACUUUGAUGCGGAAAGAUGAAGAGGAGGACAAUGUCGAAAAGUUGGUGAAAAUUUUCAGAAUUUUGAGUUUAAUGUCCAGCUGAUUUCACCAUUGGCUGGCUGUUUGCUAAUCAAAAAUCUCUCUUGUAGCACUGGAUUUCAAGCAGACCCAAGCAGGUAUCGUUCUCUGCGUCGCAAAUUUAACCAUGGUCAUGGGCGCAAAUAUGGCAGCUAUAGCAAGUGUGGCAAAUAUGGAAAAAAGCAGGAGGGCAUUAUUUACGGAGGAUUUGGAGGAGGGAAGUGA
Messenger RNA from Paramuricea clavata, 404 nucleotides. NCBI's taxonomy places the organism in Eukaryota, Metazoa, Cnidaria, Anthozoa, Malacalcyonacea, Plexauridae. The record is from the annotation of a GenBank genome assembly.